Molecule: messenger RNA, 1573 nt
Organism: Cervus elaphus (red deer)
Lineage: Eukaryota; Metazoa; Chordata; Mammalia; Artiodactyla; Cervidae
Product: histone-lysine N-methyltransferase SETMAR-like
Exons: 3
Coding region: 411-1475 (354 amino acids)
Molecular function (GO): nucleic acid binding
Source: RefSeq, a predicted model, not a curated record
CGAGAGCGGCCUGUGGGGCCCCGCCCCCCUCGCCUGGGUCUGGGGCCCCGCGAGACGGCGGGCGGGUGGGGGCGCCGAGAGCGGGGGCGAGGCGCAGUGGUCCAGUGACGGCCGGCCUCACUUAUUCGGGGUGCUAGCCGCAGAGCGGUGGACCCCGCAGCAGCUAGGCGGGGGCGAGGGCGAGGGGCUGCCCGACCGGCGGGGAGGGGGAGCCCGGGGCCGGGGGACGCGGGGGGAGGAGGGGGCGGGCUCCCAAUCCGGUUCCAUCCGAUUCUGCCACCACCCCCGCCGCGGGUCCCAGCAGCUCGGGCGGCGGGAGGAGCAGCAGCGGUCAAGCUACUCAGCUUCGCGAAGGCUCUCGGCGCGCCGCGGCCCUCAGGCACCCGGCUCUCGCCCGCCCCGCCGCCACGAUGCCCAAGAGGAAGGUCAUCUCCGCGGAGGGGUCAGUAAAGGAGGAGGCUAUGGAAAUAAUGUUAGAGAAAAAGCAAAUUCGAGCAAUUUUCUUAUUCGAGUUCAAAAUGGGUCGUAAAGCAGCAGAGACAACUCGCAACAUCAACAACGCAUUUGGCCCAGGAACUGCUAAGGAACGUACGGUGCAGUGGUGGUUUAAGAAGUUUCGCCAAGGAGAUGAGAGCCUUGAAGAUGACGAGCGUAGUGCACGGCCAUCAGAAGUUGACAACGAUCAAUUAAGAGAAAUCAUUGAUGCCGAUCCUCUUAAAACUACACGAAAAAUUGCCGAAGAACUCAAGGUCAACCAUUCUACAGUCGUUCGGCAUUUGAAGCAAAUUGGAAAGGUGAAGAAGCUCAAUAAGUGGGUGCCUCAUGAGCUGACCGAAAAUCAAAAAAAUCGUCGUUUUGAAGUGUCAUCUUCUCUUAUUCUACGCAACAACAACGAACCAUUUCUCGAUCGGAUUGUGACAUGCCACGAAAAGUGGAUUUUAUCUGAUAACCGGCAACAACCAGCGCAGAGGUUGGAUCGAGGGAAAACUCUGAACUUGUACCCAAAAAAGAUCAUGGUCACUGUUUGGUGGUCUGCUGCCGGUCUUAUCCACUAUAGCUUUCUGAAUCCUGGCGAAACCAUUACAUCUGAGAAGUAUGCUCAACAAAUCAACGAGAUGCACCAAAAACUACAACACCUACAGCCAGCAUUGGUCAACAGAAAGGGCCCAGUUCUUCUCCAUGACAACGCCCGACCACAUGUCGCACAACCAGCCCUUCAGAAGUUUAAUGAAUUAGGCUAUGAAGUUUUGCCUCAUCCGCCAUAUUCACCUGACCUCUUACCAACAGACUACCACUUUUUCAAGCAUCUUGACAACUUUUUGCAGGGUAAACACUUCCACAACCAGCAGGAUGCAGAAAAUGCUUUCCAAGAGUUUGUCAAAUCCCGAAGCACAGGUUUUUACGCUACUGGAAUAAACGAACUUACUUCUCGUUGGCAAAAAUGUGUUGAUUGUAAUGGUUCCUAUUUUGACUAAUAAAGAUGUGUUUGAGCCUAUUUAUAAUAAUUUAAAAUACAUGUUCCAAAAGUGCAAUUACUUUUGCACUAAAUAAACAAUUUGUUGUUUGUAAGCCA